Messenger RNA from Staurois parvus, 464 nucleotides. The record is from the annotation of a GenBank genome assembly. Lineage: Eukaryota; Metazoa; Chordata; Amphibia; Anura; Ranidae.
ACAGUAGAAAUCCCCCCAAAAUGUCAGGACGGUAGAAAUCCCCCCAAAUGUCAGGACGGUACAAAUCCCCCCAAAUGUCAGGACGAUACAAAUCCCCCCAAAUGUCAGGACAGUACAAAUCCCCCCCAAAUGUCAGGACAGUACAAAUCCCCCCAAAUGUCAAGACAGUACAAAUCCCCCCCAAAUGUCAGGACAGUACAAAUCCCCCCAAAUGUCAGGACAGUACAGAUAUCCCCCAAAUGUCAGGACAGUACAAAUCCCCCCCAAAUGUCAGGACAGUACAAUCCCCCCAAAUGUCAGGACAGUACAAAUCCCCCAAAUGUCAGGACAGUACAAAAAUCCCCCCAAAUGUCAGGACGGUACAAAUCCCCCCAAAUGUCAGGACGGUACAAAUCCCCCCAAAUGUCAGGACGGUACAAAUCCCCCCAAAUGUCAGGACGGUACAAACCCCCCCAAAUGUCAGG